AUGCCGUACGUCCUCAUCAGCACCCAGAUCCGCUUGGAGGUCGGCCCCACCAUGGUGGGUGAUGAGCAUUCGGAUCCCAACCUGAUGAGCUUCCUGGGGGCCACGAAGAGGAACAUGCUGGGGAACCACUUCUGGGAGUACUACGUGAACGAUGCACCCCGUGUUGUCCUCAACAAGCUGGAGAGCCGUGGUUACCGUGUGGUGAGCAUGACCGGCGUGGGGCAGACCCUGGUCUGGUGCCUCCAUAAGGACUAAUGGGGAAGGCUCUGGCAUUGCACCUGGACCGCAUCCUGCUGGGGCUCAUCUGGCACAGGACCGACAGAGAACGUUCCCCUUCAUUCCCUUCUGUCCCAGACUCCAGGCACUCGGCGCAGGGGAGGAGCAGUGACCCAAGGGGACCUUGCUACCCCUGCCCAAGGGGAGGUGAGCCCAGCCCAGUGUAAUCAGCCACAGAAGAGCUGGCUCCAUCUCUGCAUUCAGCUGAAUGGCAAAUACCAUCAUCUGUUCACGUUUUAAUCAUGUCCUCUUCAGCAUGCACUGCAGGGAGCUUGAUCCAGAGCUGUCUGCACCUGAGGGCUGAGCU
Molecule: messenger RNA, 583 nt
Organism: Melopsittacus undulatus (budgerigar)
Lineage: Eukaryota; Metazoa; Chordata; Aves; Psittaciformes; Psittaculidae
Gene: GCHFR
Product: GTP cyclohydrolase I feedback regulator
Exons: 3
Coding region: 1-255 (84 amino acids)
Biological process (GO): negative regulation of biosynthetic process
Cellular component (GO): cytoplasm; nucleus
Molecular function (GO): GTP cyclohydrolase binding
Source: RefSeq, a predicted model, not a curated record